AUGCAGGAUCGGGGUAUGGAGCAAACGGAAGAGGCGGUGAGCGCGAGCCCGGCGCGGAUGCUUACCGCCGCCGCCGAGCAGCAGGGCGACGCGGCGACGUGGCUCAACCUCACGCUGGGCGUGAACUGCUCACAGCCGGCGGAGGAGGACUCCUCGUCGUACUCGGACGAAGAGCCGGCGGCCAAGCACAAGCAGGAGCACCCGCCGACGCCUCCUCCGGCUGCCGCGGCAGCGCCGACGCCGCCCCACAAGGUGUUCUCGUGCAACUUCUGCAUGAGGAAGUUCUUCAGCUCGCAGGCGCUGGGCGGACACCAGAACGCGCACAAGCGGGAGCGCAGCGCGGCCAAGCGCUCGUCGUCGCUGUCCUACCACCACGCGCACCACCAGCGGAUGGUCAUGGCCGGCCUGCCGCUCGAGGCGCACGCCGCGAUCGUGCGCGUCCUCAGGGUCAACCCGGCGAGCUCGGCGAUCAACAAGCCGGCCCGGCAAGAGGCCACGGCGCCGAGGCUCCACGAUGGCGUGGUUGGCCCGUGGCCGCCGCUCGUCUACGAGGAGGUGCUCGGCUCCACGUCGUGGCCGGGGAGCUUCAGAAUGAGGACGCAGACGGAGCCACCUACCUCGGAACAGCAGCUGCUGCCAGAGCAAACUAAGAAGAUGGAUUUGAGCCUUAGGCUGUGA
Triticum turgidum subsp. durum (durum wheat) is the source of this 678-nucleotide messenger RNA. Lineage: Eukaryota; Viridiplantae; Streptophyta; Magnoliopsida; Poales; Poaceae. The record is from the annotation of a GenBank genome assembly.